AUGGAGCCUGAGAAACGGCGGAGACGGCCAGCGGUCUCCUGCAUUCUCUGCCGGAAACGCAAGAUCCGCUGCGACAAACAGAUCCCGUGCAGCAACUGCACAAAGUCUAAAAAUGCAACGUGCGCCUACAAAGAAGAUCCGCGGGCACCACGCGCUGGUGAUCCGUCCCAGCUGCGCGGAUCCGAGGCCCCGGGACCCUUAUCUCCGAGUACUGGCUCAUACCCCGGCGGCGCUUCGUCGUCUCGGCCGACGUCCGCCGUGCCGUCGGCCGCUUACAGCGCCGAUGCGCUAGCCUUGGGUCGGUCCCCCGAGGUCACUACGGGGACUGCCGGCGCUCAUGGACGGCCCUCUCUCAACACCAAAAGCCGGACAGGCACGGCAGGGCCUGAGACUGGCGCUGUGUCGUCCACUUCGGCGUUUAGCUCGGCCAACACGCCAGUGUCCACGUUCACCAAGAACUCGCGGGUUGAGACCAAGGAGAUUUUGUUUGCCGGCAAUUUCUACUUUCACACGGAGCACCGGCUGCCCAACCAACCGCAGGCCGUGACCCGGAGCACUCACUCGCUCUCCCAGCUCAAUGACAUGUUUGAUGUGAUUGAACGCCAUCUACACAACGGCGAAUCAUCCAAAGCAGUAGUCACCGAGAAACGAUGCAAGGCCCUGGGGAAGAUCAUCAAGGCCCGGCGGGCACCCCCGUGGCCAUGCAUGCCCACGCCCGAGUUACCUGCCCGGGCGAUUGCCGAUGCACUCGUGGAAUGCUACCUCAACACGAGUGAGAGCAUGAUGCGCGUGCUGCACAUCCCUAGCUUCCGGCGCAACUACGAAGCUGUGUGGGAUCCCAGCCACACUCCCGACCCUGCGUUUCUUGUCCAACUCAAACUGGUGCUGGCGAUUGGGUCUAACACGUAUGAUGACUCGUUUUCCCUGAGACCGCACGCCAUGCGAUGGGUCUACGAGGGGCAUACAUGGCUGUCCGCGCCCGAGUUCAAGCGUCGGUUAAAUUUGUCGUCGCUGCAGAGCAAUGUCUUGCUUCAUCUCGCCCGCGAGGCGGCUGGUGUGGGUGAGGAGCUGGUGUGGGCUGCCAUGGGAACCACCCUGCGCAUUGCCAUGUCCAUGGGGUUACACAGAGAUCCGGCCGGUCUAGGCCCCAAGACGACGUCACCGCUGGUAGCCGAGAUGCGCCGCCGAAUAUGGAACACCAUCCUCGAGCUCUUGCUGCAGUCCAGCCUCAACGCGGGCGGACCGCCGUUGAUAGAGUUGGAUCAGUUCGACACGGAGCCACCAGGCAACUACGACGACGACCAACUUACCGGCGAGGAGGGCGAGGCUCCUGUCCCCCGGCCAGCCGAUCAGUUUACGCAAACUACCUUGGCCAUUGCCCUCCGCAACCUGUUCCCGCAGCGCUUGGCCAUCGUCAAGUAUCUCAACGAUCUAUCCUCCCGCGGCGCUUACGCCGAAACGCUGAGGCUCGACACCAACCUUCGCGAGGCGUACAAAACGCUCACCCGCACGCUCCAGUCGUGUAACACCAGCGCCCAAACCCCUCUCUCAGGUGGCCAACCCCAUGGACCGUCAAACCUCGACCAGCGCGUCAUAGACCUCCACCUCCGCCGCUACUUCCUCGGCCUCCACCUCCCGUUCUUCGCGCCCGCGCUCCAAGAAACCGCCUUCGCCUUCUCCCGGCGCGUGGUCGUCGAAUCGGCCCUCCGGCUCUGGCGCGCCGUCUUCCCGAACCCGCUCUCCCAUUCCCCAGACACGACGGGGCCGCAGUGGGACCCGCUGCAACGCAUCGCCAUCAGCGGUGCGGGUUUCUUCCGCACCGUCGCCGUCCAAAGCUUCGUGGUCAUUGCCAUUGAGCUUAAGACGCUGCUGCGCGAGGAGGAAGGGUUUGGUCUCGGCCCGGGCCCGGUGGAACUGCGCCCCGAUCUGCUGGUGGCGUUGCAGGAUUUCAAGGUCUGGUCGUGGAAAACGAUGGAGACUGGGGAGAUGAACACUAAAGGGUAUUUAGCCGCGUGCAUGGUGUAUGCCCAGGUGGAAGCGCUGCGAAAGGGGCUGGGCGAUGAAGAAGCCGUCGCGCGCGUGGUGCGCGAGGCGGAAGAUGCAGAGGAGAAGUGUCUGGCUCUUUUGGAGGGGAUCGAAGCUAGCGGGCGGCCGCCGCAUGAGGAGGUGGCGGGCGGUGUUGGUGGUAGCCAGGGCAUCUCGCCUGACUUUGCGAUGGAGGAAUGGGAUUACAUGGUGACCUUGACACCUUUCCAACAAACCCGCCACUUUUCUUCUUCCCUUCCUGUUCCUACCCCUGCUGCUCCUAUUACUACAGCUGCGCAGCAACACGCCAAAAUCGAAGUCACCCCCCUCUUCCCCGCCGGCGAAAACGUCGUAUUCGCCCACUCCUCCUACUUCACCCGCGCCAUCCCACUCGCCCCCUUCGGCUCGUCUUACCCCGACCUGCCGUCUACGGCACGCGUGCGCGGCGAGGCUGCGCGGCUGGGCCUACUGCCGUCCGCUGAAGGGGGACCGGCAGUAAAGUUGGUGCCGUUUGGCCAUGGGAGUGCGGGCGGAUUAAGGCUGUUGGUUAAGUACGGGCCGGACUUGGAUACCCCCGCUCAUGUGAGGGGUGUGGGUCAUGGGCGAGGGGUGUAUUCGGGGGGUGAGGGUGGGGUGUCGGCUGCCGAGGGGAAGGCGAUGAUGUUUGUGCGGCGGAUCCAGGAUGGGAUGGCUAUGGAUGUGGAGGAGGAGGAGAGUGUGGUGCCGGUGCCGGAAGUGUUUGGUUGGCGGCGAGAUGCUGAGACGGGGGAGCGGUUUGUGUAUAUGGACAUGCCUGAGGGGGAUUUGCUGGAGGAGCGGUGGGCGGGCAUGAGUGAGGUGGAGCGUGAGGUGGUGGCCACGCAGUUGAAGGGGAUUGUGGCGGAGUGGAGGCGGCUGAAGUUGGGCGGUUCUGGGUUUGUUGGUAUCGUCGACAACGGCCCCCUCCACGACGAAAUCUUCCAACGCAGCACCCACGCCGGCGCUCCUCCCGCAGGCCCUUUCCCCACCGUCGCCGCCUUCCACGACUACUUCGUCUCCGUCGCCGUAGCCCUCUCCCAAAGCCGCCACACCGGAGGCUCCCACUCCAACUCCUCCAGCGCGGGUCCCUACGCCCACGAACCCACUCCCACCACCCGCUACACCCCGCACCACCUCUUCCCCUCCGACAUCCCCGUCGUCUUCACCCACGGUGCGCUCCACCCGCGCAACAUCAUCAUCUCCGGCGGCCGGGGCGGUAGCGGCCCGCCGCGCGUGGUGGCUAUCCUCGGCUGGGACCAGGCUGGCUGGUAUCCGGCGUACUGGGAGCUUUGUAAGGCGCGGGCGGAGUGUGCGCGCGGAGGGCGGCUUGGGGGUGGGUGGGAGAGCAAGUAUUUGUCGUGGAUUUUGGAUGCGGACGGGUUGAAUGCUGAGAUGCGGGGCUCGUGGAAUGCGCGGGCGCUGUGCCAGUAUUGGGAUUAUUUUGUUGGUUUGAUGUGA
Molecule: messenger RNA, 3501 nt
Organism: Dichotomopilus funicola
Lineage: Eukaryota; Fungi; Ascomycota; Sordariomycetes; Sordariales; Chaetomiaceae
Exons: 9
Coding region: 1-3501 (1166 amino acids)
Biological process (GO): regulation of transcription by RNA polymerase II; DNA-templated transcription
Cellular component (GO): nucleus
Molecular function (GO): DNA-binding transcription activator activity, RNA polymerase II-specific; RNA polymerase II cis-regulatory region sequence-specific DNA binding; zinc ion binding
Source: RefSeq, a predicted model, not a curated record